AAGGAGGUAGAUAGCACGCUUCGCACGAUCAGAGCUCCAUUCAUUUCCAUAUACUAAAUACAACUCUACUUAGCUGUCUCCUUAAAGCAUAUAUACAUAAGACUCCUAGGGAAUACACAGCAAAAAUGCCCAACAAACCCUCAUAUGUCCACGGUCACCACUCCUCCGUCCUCCGAUCCCACUCCUGGCGAACCGUCGAGAACUCCUGUCCUCACCUACUCCCUCACCUUCGACUGGACGCGAAGAUACUCGACGUAGGAUGCGGGCCUGGCACCAUCACCUGUGACCUCGCGCAACGCGUCCCACAAGGCAGCGUCAUCGGGGUCGACAUGUCCGCCGAUGUGCUCAAGGGUGCCGUGAAGCUUGCUAAAGAGCAAGGUCUAAAGAAUGUUAGCUUCACGACCGACAAUAUCUACGACCUGCAAUACCUAGAUGGGAGCUUCGAUAUCGUCCACGUGCAUCAGGUGCUUCAGCAUAUCGACGAUCCGGUCAGGGGAAUGCGGGAGCUGCGCCGGGUCACGAAGGCUGGAGGACUGGUGGCGUGUCGAGAUGUCGACUAUUCUGCUACUCUAUGGUACCCAGAUAUACCUAGCAUGAAGGAGUGGUGCGAUCUCUAUCAGGAUGUUGCCAAAAGCACAGGAGGUGACCCGAACAUCGGACGUCGACUUCACGCCGUUGCGCGUGAGGCUGGCUUUCAGCGGGAUCAGAUCGAUGCCAGUGUUGCAACAUGGUGUUUCAGCACACAAGAUGAGCUGGACUUCUGGUGCAACAUGUGGGCUGACCGGACGCUGAACAGCGAUUUCAAGGUAAAGGCCAAGCAGGGCGGGUUCGCAACCGACGAGGACUUGGAGAGAUUCGCCCAAAGCUGGAGAUCAUUCGCUAAGGAAGAGGAUGGCUGGUGUACGCUUAUCCAUGGGCAGCUGAUCUGUCGAGUCUAGGUAUGCGUGAAAUAGUGCAUACUAUUACAAUUCAAGCUUGUAAAUCAGUUUCUUUCCGCUCACUUUCCCUUCCUUCAUUUCUAGAAUUCCCC
Messenger RNA from Mytilinidion resinicola, 1030 nucleotides. RefSeq names its product methyltransferas-like protein UbiE. Bases 126 to 938 code for a protein of 270 amino acids. Gene Ontology annotation, molecular function: methyltransferase activity. Lineage: Eukaryota; Fungi; Ascomycota; Dothideomycetes; Mytilinidiales; Mytilinidiaceae. The transcript has a single exon. The record is from RefSeq and is a predicted model, not a curated record.